GCCCAAACCAAAACGUGCCAGAACAACUCGAAGCGACCACUACAGUGUCUCCAUUUUCCUCUCCCAAUGACACCUCGAUCCCAAGCCUCAAGCAAUCAGCCUGCGACAACUCAUGCCAGCAUUUGAUUUCUCCAAUCCGAACGUUUUAUUCGUCCCAUCUUCCUUCUUUAUCUUGCCGCCCGACUCCUACGUUGAAUUUGCCUUGUGUGGGAAAAAGAACCGCAGGCCUGCUUCUCUUUGUGCCUGCGCACCAGCCCCAUCAAUGUUCAUUGUUGACUUUGAUUGAAAGUCCUUAAUGCUUCACCGCCCAACUCCCGCAGACAUGCUAUCCUAGACCCAACUUCAGAUUGCCUCUUAUCAAGAAUAACCUGAGCAUUCCACAUCACCAGACUCCUAUAUUCUCCUCUACUGCGUCAGCAUCUACAUAAGCAUCGCCGAACGUUGUCUGUGCCACCAUGGCGGCCAUUCACCAGACCAUUGCAAUUGUCGAUCGAUCCAAUAAAGUGGUGGGCACAAGCAAGCAAUUGAAGAAUGUCUUCAAAGAGGCCAAGAUGGCCUACCUCGAACGAAAGGCUGAGAUCGUCGCCGAGAGAAGAGCUAGGGAAGACAGAGAAUUGAGAAAGGCACUCAAGGCAGCUUCCAUUGCGGACGAUGCCCGGUCACAAGAUUCCCGACGGCCGACAAAGCACAGGUCUCACCGAAGAGAAGAUCAUCGUCACCAUCGAAGCCCCUCAGAACAUACCCGUCGCCCACCAGAAUUAAGAAGACGAAGCCAUCAAAGCGAUUAUCACGAAUCCCACCGCAGCCAUUCUGGAAGUGUCAGCCCCUCCAUUGUUCACGAGCAACCUAGUCGUCAUGUCGGUCUCGCUGACUUCAACGAGGAUUUGCAAAGAAGCACACGUGCUGCACCAAGUUCUCCACCCGGUCCUCAACUAGUUCGCCGCAACACAGAGAUGCCGGUCGAGCUUCACCGAGCAUAUCCUCCCUUGGCUCGUGCCAAUUCGACCUCGGAACUCGAUCAUGUUGACAUGGAUCUAGCCUAUGGUGAAUAUCAUGCCGACUCACUCCGCCUCGCCCCACAAGUCGAACAAAAAUUGCAAAAACAGGAGAUGUCUUCCCUUGUGACAAAGUGCAAGAUCCUCCUAGAUGAGGCCAAUUGUGCUCAGCAUAGUGUCAAAGCAAUCGUCGCACAUUUGCAGAAGAACCCCGAUGCCAUGGCUGCGGUAGCACUAACUCUAGCUGAAAUCAGUAACCUGGCCACCAAGAUGGCUCCCGCCGCUCUAGCCUCGUUCAAAACCGCAGCACCCGCCGUUUUUGCCAUCCUCGCCUCGCCCCAAUUCCUUGUUGCCGUUGGCGUCGGUGUUGGGCUCACCGUUGUCAUGUUUGGCGGUUACAAAGUUAUCAAGAAGAUCAAGGCAGCCUCUGGGAAUGAGCAAAAUGAGGGGGCUGACGAAAUGUUGGAUGUCCAAGAACUCGAACGGAUCGACAACUGGAGAAGGGGAAUUCCGGGCGCUGAAACUGCCAGCGUUGCCACCAGCGUCGAAGGCGAGUUCAUCACCCCACUGGCAGCUGCUAGCGUGCGAGAUCUCCGCCAAUCCCGGCGCGAUGUCGAUGACAGUCGUGAAAAGAAGCGGAGUGACAAGAAAAGGCAUCAGCAUAGAGCCCGAGAUGAUGAUGGAAUGGCGAGCAUUGCGGACUCGGAGAGCACCUCACACUCUAAGCAUAGCAGCCGGCGCAAGGCCGAGAAGAAAGAAAAGGCCUUGGUCAAGGUCCACAAGCCGAGCCCGCUGCGCAGGAUAUUUUCAAGUAGGGACUAGAAACGGUCAAAUGAAAAGUCACGGGUGGAUGCCUUGAUCUUAACACCUCCUGAUGGUGUGCCCCAGGACCAGCGGAUAUGAUGACGGCGUUCCGGAUCAGGUUUUCAUUUUCCAAGAUAGGUGGAUGAGGUUACGAGAUUUAUGAAGAGCGUUGAAAAUGCCCAAAUACCUUCAUACGAUUUUUCAGUAGCGUACCACGAUAUAGAUCAGCUGGUUAGCAUUGCUCAACCACACUAAAAUGUUGAUAGGUGAUUAAUACAAAAACUUGUCUGGG
Exophiala mesophila is the source of this 2091-nucleotide messenger RNA. RefSeq lists its product as uncharacterized. The record is from RefSeq and is a predicted model, not a curated record. The transcript has a single exon. NCBI's taxonomy places the organism in Eukaryota, Fungi, Ascomycota, Eurotiomycetes, Chaetothyriales, Herpotrichiellaceae. Bases 456 to 1817 code for a protein of 453 amino acids.